Molecule: messenger RNA, 1323 nt
Organism: Colletotrichum navitas
Lineage: Eukaryota; Fungi; Ascomycota; Sordariomycetes; Glomerellales; Glomerellaceae
Product: RTA1 domain-containing protein
Exons: 4
Coding region: 231-1289 (352 amino acids)
Cellular component (GO): membrane
Source: RefSeq, a predicted model, not a curated record
UACAUCUUGCAUAUGUACUCCUUUUUUAGGGCAGGUUAAUAAUAGCACUUGUCUUAUUCCUAGUUAACCUUAUCCUCCUCCUUUCUUCUUCUUCUGCUUCUUCCUCCUUCUCUUCUUGCAUUUGGUCUUAUAUCUAAAAGGUCAAAGCGAAACCGGAAUUGCCCCUUCAAGAGUCCGACCUCUGACUGACUGACUGACUGACUGGCUUACUACCUUCACGUCUCACCGGUAUGGCAGGAAGCGGAGUGCCUAUCCUAGGCAGCCUCUAUGUUUAUGCACCUAAUCAGCCAGCAGCAAUUUUCUUUACUGUUGCCUACGCCAUUACCGCUGCUGUCCACAUUUGGCAGUGCUACCGCUUCAAGUCUUGGGGACUGCUUGGCUUGCAUCCUGUAUGCGCGACACUGUUUACUCUCGGAUACGGCCUUCGCGUGUGGGGAGCCAACAACUACAUGUAUAUCUCCACCGACAAGACGCCGCUGGCUGUAUUCAUCGCAAGCCAGAUAUGCAUCUUCGUUGGCCCUCCUUUCCUCGAGCUCGCCAACUACCACGUUCUCGGCCGAGUCUUCCAAUAUGUCCCCUAUGCCUCUCCGUUCAACCCUGGCAGAGUCACCGCCUUCUUCGGCGGGCUUAUGGCCCUUGUUGAGGGUCUUAAUGCCGCUGGCAUCUCCUUGUCCGCCAACGCUAACGCAAAGGAGUCGCCUAAGAAAGCUGGCCACAACCUCAUCCUUGUUGCCCUUACCCUCCAGGUUGUCGUUAUUUUCGCCUUUGCCUAUCUCUCUGUCGCCUUCCACCGCCGGCUCGUCAGGGCUCGCAUACCUGCACAGGCCAACCUCGUCAAGUCCACCCUGACGACGCUCUACCUCAGCAUGACUCUCAUCUUUGUCCGCUGCAUAUACCGCCUUGUAGAAAACUCGUUAGGAACCACAAGCGUGGAUCUCAGCGACAUGGAAGCUUUGCUAAAGAUGAGCCCUAUUCUACGCUACGAAUCGUACUUUUACAUCUUCGAGGCAAGCCUUAUGCUCGUCAACUCCGUCUUGUGGAACGCGCGCCACCCGGGCCCCCAUCUCCCCCGGAACACUCACAUCUACCUAGCACAGGACGGAUCAGAAGUCGAGAGGGAUGACGACGGCAGCGACCGACGGCCUCCGCUGCUCACGAUGGCUAACACUCUUAUGUUUGGCUUGCUUAUCCGGGACGAUAAACGCCAUUCAUACGGACGGCAGUCUCACGAGCUCCACCAGGGCACAGCCAGCGAUACCCGUGCCAAGCCUACAUUCGGGAAUGGGUAACAGACCUCUUGGCUUGUUGGGCCGCUUUAUUGUU